This is a messenger RNA of Adineta steineri, 1581 nucleotides long. The record is from the annotation of a GenBank genome assembly. Lineage: Eukaryota; Metazoa; Rotifera; Eurotatoria; Adinetida; Adinetidae.
AUGAUAAUAGCUAAAACAUUACUAGUUUUUUCAUUUUUCAUUUCACAUUCAUAUCAACUUAAUAAUGGUCUUGGAAGAACACCUCAAAUGGGAUGGAAUAGUUGGAAUCAUUUUGGAUGUAAUAUCAAUGAGAAACUUAUUCAACAAACAGCUGAUGCAAUUGUAGCUACAGGUCUUGCUGCAGCUGGAUAUGAAUAUGUAAAUAUGGAUGAUUGUUGGCAAGUGAGUAGAGAUGCUCAAGGUGUCAUUCAAGCUGAUCCAAAAGCAUUUUCAAGUGGAAUUCCAGCUCUGGUAGAUUAUGUUCAUUCAAGAAAACUUAAGUUCGGACUUUAUUCAGAUGCUGGAUUUAAAACAUGUGCUGGUCGACCUGCUUCAUUACAUUAUGAAACUAUAGAUGCAAAAACUUAUGCUUCAUGGAAUGUAGAUUAUUUAAAAUAUGAUAACUGUAAUACUGAUGGAAGUAUUCCUGAAUUAAGAUAUCCUGUGAUGCGAGAUGCAUUGAAUGCAAGUGGAAGACCUAUCUUUUACUCUAUGUGUGAAUGGGGUGUUGAUUCACCAGCUCUUUGGGCAGCAGAUGUUGGUAAUAGUUGGAGAACAACAGGUGACAUUUCUGAUAACUGGGAUUCGAUGAUCCAUAAUAUUGAUAUUAAUAAUGAAUUUGCCGAUAAAGCAGGACCUGGUGGUUGGAAUGAUCCUGAUAUGCUUGAAGUUGGAAAUGGUGGUAUGACUGUUGAUGAAUAUGUUUCACAUUUUUCACUUUGGGCAAUUAGUAAAUCACCACUUCUUAUUGGAUGUGAUGUUAAUAAAAUGAGUAAUACUACUCUUUCAAUUCUUACAAAUUCUGAAGUAAUUGCUGUCAAUCAAGAUUCAUUAGGUGUUCAAGGAAAAAAAGUUGCUUUUCAAUCAUCACAAUCACCGAACGCAACAAGUGAUGUUGGUAUUACUACAUGUGCAUCAGACAUAUCAAAUAUUCAACCAGCACGUCUACAAUGGGUAUAUAAUGCUCAAGAUGGAUCGAUUCGUUCGGCAUUGAAUAAAAAAUGUCUUUCAAUUGAAAAAUGUAUUACUGCUGAAGGUGCAAAUAUUGUAUUGAGUGAAUGUCAGAUUAAUGAUCCACAAGCACAAUGUCAAGGAAAAAAUCAACAAUGGACAUUUAAUACAAGUGAUGGAAGUAUUGUUUCAAAAAUGAAUGGAAAAUGUUUAGAUGUAUUUAAUUUUGAUGGACCAAAUGUAGAUGCAUUUUCCUGUAAUAAACAAGAUAAUCAACAAUGGAUAUUUAAUACAACUGAUGGAAGUUUUCGUAGUAAACACAAUGGUAAAUGUUUAACACAAGUGCAAGAACUUGAAGUAUGGGCAGGACCACUUGCUGAUGGUUCAGCAGCUGUCGUUUUACUUAAUCGAGGAAAUACAAGCGAACCAAUUACUGUUCAAUGGAGUGAUAUCGAUUUUCCUGCUCGUGAUUCAGCUGUUGUUCGUGAUUUAUGGGCUCAUAAAGUUAUUGGAGCAUUUCGUGGUAAUUAUACAUCACCAAAUAUAGAACCACAUGCAGUAAUGAUGCUGAAAAUUACACUUUUUCAAUAG